CACAAAAUUUCAAAAUUUCGUUACAAUGGGUGGUGUUUUUUUAGUGUGAGGUUGUAGCCGAAAGGUUACAAAUUUUUCUGAGAGCUGUUUUAAGUAGAUGUUGACCCGAGGUUUAUCAAAAUCAACGUUCAUAGAAUUCUUACUAUGCGUUAUAUAUCUAAACAGGAACAAUUCUGGAUCGCUUGCAGUUUUGGACGUGAAGGAGCUGCUAAGAGGUUGAUCGAAGCUGGUGUGGAUGUUAAUUGGCGGUCCUAUGUGUACGAAUGCUAUCCUAUACACGUCUGCUCCCAAGGGAAACCUAGUAUUCUACAGAUGGUUAUUCAAGCAGGAGCAGAUGUCAAUGCACUUGAUUCCGGAGGUAAUACAGCUUUACACCAUGCUGCUAUGUCAGGCAACGAAAUAAAUACUCAAAUGCUUUUAUCUGCGGGUGUGAAUGUUGAUAUAGUCAAUAAAAAUGGUUGGACACCGUUAUUUAAUGCUGUCUACUGGAAUCAUCCAUCUAUAGCUGAAAUGCUAUUGGCCAGUGGUUCAAGUCCAUUUCUGAAGAAUAAGAAUGGAAGAAUUCCACUACAUGAAUUAUGUCGAACUAAGUCUAAAGAUUCUGUUCGAAUUCUUAAAAAUUUCGAAUUACUUCUUCAAUGUAUGAAUAAAUAUAAACGAGAAGCAUUAGUCAGUAUAAAUGAUUGCAAACCUAAUCCCAUUACUGCUACUACUACUAGUACUACUACUACUACUAUUGAUGACAAUCUAAAUUUAAAUGAAACUAUAAUCGAUAAUUGUGGGACUUCCAUCGAUUUGGAUAAUAUGAGUUUAAGAGCAUGUUCUCAAAAUGAUUUGGAUUCAGAAGCUGACUUUACCCCACUUCUAUUUGCCUGUUAUCAUGGACAUUUGGAACUUGUCAAAGCACUGUUGGAUCGUGGCGUUAAUGUCUCCGUCACUGAUAAAAAUCACUGGACAGCUUUACAUUGGGCUGCACAACAGUGCCAUGCUGAUAUAGUUGAAGUAUUAUUGGAUUAUGGUGCAUCAAUAUAUGCAAAAGAUUUGCGUGGUUGUAUGCCAUAUGCUGUAACAAAUGAUAUAGGUUUACAAGAAUGUCUUUCACCCGAUAUUGACUAUCCAAAUAUUAUAUCUAAUGGACAUGUAACUACUGAUGAAGAAGAUAACGAUGACAAGGAUAAUCAUAAUGAUGAUAAUAAUAAUGAUGUAGAUAGAAAAGAAGAAGUAUCUAAAAUGAAAUCAUGUCCAGUUCAAUUACAAUUAUUACAAUCCCAUACACAAAUGAAUAUAAAUGAUACAUUGGAUUCAUCUGUGAUAACUAAACAACUUAAUUUAAUGGAAUUAUCUUUAAUUGAAAAUCACAUGGAACUAUCUACUGCUGAAAUAGCAUCACCUGAAAUUUAUAUUAGCACUGUAUAAUUAUUGGUAAUAAUAAAUGAAAAGAAAAUCAAAUUUUAAUUAAUCCUUUUUGGUUUCCUUCUUUCUUUCUCUCUGAUACAGAUUGUUUGUAUUGUUGCCUUAACGAAUGUCAAUUUGUUCACUAAUCUAUUCGUUUUUUUUUUCUAAAUAAUGGCAUUAUUCAUGACGGAACCAUUAACAAAUUUGUAUUUAUAAUGCAUGUCUUCAAUAAUAUCAUGUCUGCAUGUAUAUUUUGUGUUGGAACUACACAUACAAAGAAUAUACUCACAUUAUUAUUAUGAUUAUUACUAUUGAAUAAUCAUUUAGGAAUCUUAGUGUAACCAGUUAUACUUAUUUUUAAACUGCUAGGUUACUUCUCUUUCUUUCUUUUACGUCAAUGUAUAGUCUGGCUUAAAGCUUUAAGACUUCUUCUAUCUACUAUAAGUGAAAACAUAUACAAUUGGCAUAAAAUUCAAUGAAUCUAAUGUAAAUUGUAAUAAAAUGAAACUAAAAUUAUUUUUACUUAUACCAUUAUAUUUAUAGCUUAUAAGAAGAGAAUACAUCGAUGCAUUACCUCUAUCAUUCUUUCUAAAUCUUUUCUCAUUUUUCAAUUUGUCACAUACUUUCUUCACAUGUCCUACAUAUUUCUUUGUUGUUGUUGUUUAUUUUGAUUUAAGAUCAUAUUUUCAUUUGAUAUUUUAAUGUGAUGAUUUAUUCUCAUGUAUGAUGGAGUAUACAAUUGCUAAGUUUUCACUUUUGCUAAAGAAG
This is a messenger RNA of Schistosoma spindalis, 2163 nucleotides long. The record is from the annotation of a GenBank genome assembly. Lineage: Eukaryota; Metazoa; Platyhelminthes; Trematoda; Strigeidida; Schistosomatidae.